Messenger RNA from Drosophila novamexicana, 2187 nucleotides. RefSeq names its product serine/arginine repetitive matrix protein 2. The record is from RefSeq and is a predicted model, not a curated record. NCBI's taxonomy places the organism in Eukaryota, Metazoa, Arthropoda, Insecta, Diptera, Drosophilidae. The transcript is spliced from 3 exons. The coding region runs from base 1 to 2187 and encodes 728 amino acids.
AUGGGCUGCGCCAGCAGCACUCCAAUGGUGGCGACCGCGGGCAGUGAAAUGCUAAAAGCCGCCACUCAUGUGGCAGGCGAUGUCAAGAAGCAAGGCGAGGCGGCUGUUGAAGAUGCCACCCAAGCGCUUUGUUCGACCAUUGACACGGCCAAGGAAACGGUGAGCACCGCCGUCGCGGGCAUCACCAAUGAGCUGGGCAGCGCCUUUAAGGAUGGCACCGAAGCACUGGACGAGGCCAAGCACAAGGUAAUGGAGGGUCUGCACUUGGAGGCAAAAACGGACGCAGCGCCCACGGCCGAGCCAAGUACAUCAAGAGCGCCCACGCCCGCGCUUGAGGCAGAUGCGGACAGUCUGAAGACGUCGACGCCGGAGCCGGAGAUUGAGCGAGCGCUGGCCAAUGAAGAGGAGGCGCCGCCAACGCCAAAGCCAUCGCUGCAGGAGCUCGCCGAGCUGAGCGCCCAGGCGAUGAGCGAUACGAAGGCUCUGCCGCCAGCUGCCACGGAGGCAGCCACAGCGGAGGCAGUGCAGCCAGCUGCGACGCAGGCGGCGGCGAGCGUGGAAAAUCGUUGGCAGCAGAAGGAGAAGCAGCAGGAAGAGGAGGAGCUACGUCGUCCCAGCACCACCGAAUGGGAAAAACUGGCCGAUCAGCUGGCCAAGAGUCGCAAAUUUAGACCCUACGAGAGCUUUGCGCAUAGCCAAAAUCACUUUUCCGUCUACAAGGAUUACACCAGCCUGCGCGACAAACCGGGCCAUUAUGAUGGCCACUUCAGCUUCGAGGGCAACUCACAGUCGAGCGCCUCCCAGUCGCAGUCGGACCUGUCCAGCGGCCAACCGACCCCAGCACCGCCCAGACGACGCGGCGGACAGCGUGAAUAUGCCAAGUUCGUGGGCGCCGAGCAGCCGGUCAGUGUGUCGCGCGCCAGUUCGAGGCUCUCGAAUGUUGGCGGCGGCAUCCGAGCCUUUGACUUUAAUCCGCAACGCGAACGCAUCAGCCUGCCCAUUGCCAAGACCGUGGCCACGACAACACGUGUCGGCAGUCGCUCCCUUUGGGCCAGGGGGCAGCCGGCUGUGCUGCCCGAGGAGCCACACAGCACAUACAGUCCGGUUAGGCGCAGCAGCCUGGCCACAGGACUGGGCUUGCGCCCUGCUGCUGCUGCUGGCGACAUUCAUCAACUGCCCUUAGCCAGAUCCACCUCGAACUUGUCCCGCUCCACGCUGCCACGCAAGCAGAAGCCACAGUCCCGACUGCCCACGGCAGAGGCGCCCGUGCCAGUCAGUCGACGAUUCCUGGACCUAACCCACACACAGAUGGAACCCAUAAGAGUUGAGCGCAUAAGCGUACCGCUACCUGUACACAAGCCGGGCAAAGAUCAGGCCAAGCACCAGCUAAGUGAGACGCUUAAAUCGAUGCUGGACUCGUCAAGAGACAUCAGCUCCGCGCUGCUGCUGGCCACGCCCUCAACGGUUAGCUCGCUGCUGCACAGCCCCUCGGCAGCGGAUCGCGCUGACGCCAGCCUUAAAAUGCCAACGCCUUUGGCGGCACGCGGCAACGGCAAAUCAACUGACACAAAGGCCACGCCCAGCACAACGCCUUCAAGGCGGUCUCCUGCAUCAUUUACAAAGCAGCCGCUAGAAGAUGGAAUACAUAUCCUGCCCAAGUCCAGCACAGCAACUACAACACCUCAGAGAAUUAACUCCUUGCCACACUCACCUCAAAGAGCCAAGCCGCAUGCUGUUGCUCCAAUCUUUAGCGCAACUGUCACCAGAUCGCCCGCCGCGUCGCGUGCUUCUUCGCGCCUCUCCUCCAACAGCAGCAGCACUGAGGUGGUCGUCAGACCCUUGAGUCAUCUGAACACGCCCAGCGCCGUCUCGCUGUCACCAGAUCAGGUUGUCAUGAUGGCGUACGAUGACAGCGACUUGGAGGCAGCCCUGGCCCGGCUGGCCGACUGGCGUGGCUCGACCAUAACGCUGCAGUCUAUGCGUUCCGGCAGUUCGCGUUUGGGUCGCAACUCAACUGCCUCGCGACGCACUUCACCCUGGAUUAGACGUCAAGUGGAGCACAAUGGCAGUCAGGAGUUGAAAGGCUUUGGCAACUGUGGCAUAAUCGAGCUGACCUCGCCAGCUAAAGCAGCUCCCCAGCUGCUCGAGCGCUGUGAAAUCUGUUGUAAUGAAUUUGUGAUGAAAUAG